GCAGUCGAUUAACGUUCGUCCGUUUGGAAGGUUUUCGAAUAGAGAAUAGUAGUAGUAUGUACGUUUGUGUGUAUAAUACGAGUUGGAUGGAGUGUCGGAUGCGCGUUCGCAUUUCGCAAGAGUUCCCCCACCAUCGUGCGGGGAACGCCCUAUGGCCUAUCGUGACCCGGCUGUGAACUAAGAACCUCCCCGGUCCGCCCAGGCCAAGUCAGUGUCGGGCCCGAGACCGAAAGGUCACUAGUAGAGGCUAGAGUGUGUUGUGGGGUUGACCUAUCACCUCCAAUGCGAAGAUACGUGCUCCGUCAGAAAACGAAAUCGUCCAAGUCUCCAAGUGCGAUCGCAGUUCAAAGGCUUUGAACCCUGCUCUCCAGGUUACUUCUUCAGCUGGUCUACGUUGUUGUUGUUGUUGUUGUUACCUCCGUCGUGGUGCUCGCCGUCGUGAUGUCAACUUCUUAGUUCGGUGUUCGUGCUCGAGAAUAAACAAAACAGUGGUGUGCGAAAAGGGACGUGAGUAGUUAAUAACGCGAUGGCUAUGGUCGUAACGUCUUGGCGCGACUCAUCGCUAGUCAACCCCAUCCCGAACAGUCUGAACACGCUGUCGAACGGGCUCAACGGACCGCUGCCGCCGUCCGUCGGCACGCCGUCUCUCAACCCGUUGCCCGCCAACCUUAACCCGAUCACCCUCGACAACGGAGACAUAUCUCUGAUCAACCGCCAGACACCCUCGCAAAACUCUCAAAACAGUGCUAACAGUGCCGACAAAAACCAAAACAUUGAGUGCGUGGUCUGCGGAGACAAAUCUUCAGGGAAACACUACGGACAAUUCACCUGCGAAGGUUGCAAGUCAUUUUUCAAGAGGAGCGUUAGAAGGAAUCUGACGUACUCAUGUCGGGGGAGUAGGAAUUGCCCGAUUGACCAGCACCAUAGGAACCAGUGUCAGUACUGUCGGUUAAAAAAAUGCAUGAAAAUGGGAAUGAGAAGAGAAGCCGUCCAAAGAGGCAGGGUGCCACCAUCUCAGCCAGCCUUGCCAGGUUUGCCGAAUCAAUUUCUGAACUCCAGCGAUUCCGUAACAACUUCGUUAAGUAAUCAUUCGUACCUUAGCAGCUACAUAUCGCUAUUGCUCAGAGCCGAACCGUACCCCACUAGCCGGUAUGGCCAAAUGAUACAGCCUAAUAAUAUUAUGGGUAUCGAGAACAUAUGCGAACUGGCGGCCAGGCUGCUUUUUUCCGCCGUCGAAUGGGCGAGAAACAUACCGUUUUUUCCCGAUUUGCAAGUUACUGAUCAAGUGGCUUUGCUGAGGUUGGUGUGGUCCGAAUUGUUCGUUUUGAACGCUAGUCAAUGCUCCAUGCCUCUGCAUGUUGCGCCUCUUAUAGCCGCAGCGGGUUUACAUGCAUCUCCGAUGUGCGCCGAUAGAGUUGUGCAAUUUAUGGACCACAUAAGGAUAUUCCAAGAGCAAGUGGAAAAAUUGAAGGCUCUUCAUGUGGAUUCGGCGGAGUAUUCCUGCCUGAAAGCCAUAGUUCUUUUCACGACUGAUGCAUGCGGCCUAAGCGACGUGGCGCACAUAGAAUCGAUCCAGGAAAAGUCGCAGUGCGCUCUGGAAGAGUACUGCCGAUCGCAGUACCCGAAUCAACCUACCAGGUUCGGUAAGUUGUUGCUCAGGUUGCCCAGCUUGAGAACCGUGAGUUCGGCCGUGAUCGAACAAUUGUUUUUCGUGAGAUUAGUGGGCAAAACGCCGAUCGAGACCCUCAUCAGGGACAUGCUUUUAUCGGGCAGCUCUUUCUCUUGGCCGUACAUGUGAUACUUGAAAUUGUACUAGGGGUACUAGUCAUUUUUUGUUUGUUUAUUAUUAUUAUUAUUAUUAUUUACACUACGCUGGACUUUGUUUUCCUCUUUUAUAAGAUUAAAAAAGUGGAAAAGUUAAAAAAAUCGUUUCUAACUUUUUCAUUUUUUUAAUUCACCUUCAAAAGUGGUGAAAAUUCACUGCCCCUCCUUGUCCAAGUCACAGUCUAAAUACUGUGACUUGUUUGUGAAAAAGGCAAUUUAGCAAUUGGACAGUCUCGUUAGUAGCAAUACAUGUCAUGGUAUCUAUGAUUAUCCAGUGUACCAUAAGUGAAUGAACAUACAAAAAAGCCGAAUUUGAGUGAUAGAUACAUCGUAUUUAGUUUCUCGCCAUAGACUUUCAUACGUAACAUAUCAAGGUAAAAAGAAUCGAGCAUAUAUCAAAUUUGCCAAAAAAAUAUAGCUCCUAAAAUGUUCCUUUUUAUAAAUAAAUUUUUAGUUCUCCUUAUUAAUUGUAUAACUUACAUCGUGUAUAAAUGUUUUAGUAAUAA
Messenger RNA from Brassicogethes aeneus, 2330 nucleotides. The record is from the annotation of a GenBank genome assembly. NCBI's taxonomy places the organism in Eukaryota, Metazoa, Arthropoda, Insecta, Coleoptera, Nitidulidae.